AGGACUGAUAUGGUGGAGUGGGAGAGUAGAAAGUAGGAUGAUUAGGUAGGCUACAGGCCAGGCAGACAAGCGAUAAGACAAGUACUUACUGAAAGUCCGGAAAUAAAAAUGUCUAAGAACAGCGGUGGUAGAGGACGAGGAUGGUUGAAUCUGAAUAAAAAUAAUUCCUCCUCGAGCAACAUGUCAAACCCGGUAGUUCCUGUUGGAAACCUAUCUAAUCACGUUAUUCAAUCCACGAAUGAUGAAAAUCUGUUUGUGGAUGCUCAAGAAUACAAUGACCUCGUCAACAUUGUGAAGAAAUUGAAUAUCGAUGAUGAUGGUAUAAAAUUCAACCAGAAAAUAAGACACCUACUAGAGCAGUGGAAAGCAGUUUGCCUCACCAGCGACGACGUGGAGAAAAGUUUUGAAUCUAUUUACCAAAAUUGCUUGAGGGAUGAAGAUCUGGCCUCCAAAUUAGUUUACAUGAUAUCAUCGAGAUCAUUUCUAUCUCAAGAAGUUCAGAAUAAAAAUAUUCGGUUACUUUUUCUAGCAAAACUACAACAAUAUGUUGAUGGCACUGACAUUCUACAUAAAAAAACAAAUUCAGUAGGUUUUCGAAAUUGCGUACGGAUGUUAGGAGAUUUCUAUAACAAAGGUCGGAUGGCAAAUGGUGAUCCUUUCCCAUUCUUAGUAGCUCCAUUGGUGGAAAAUCUCCAAUUGCUUCUGGAAAGUGGUCAACCCCAAGACUUACAACUAUUAACAACACAGCUUUUCAUGAAUGGUACUUCCAUAAAAAAGGAAUGCUUGGAACAAUACAAUAAGCUUAUGAAUGACAUAAGACUUAUGCUCAUUUCAAACAAUGAAUUAACAAAAGAGAGUAAGAUAUGGUUGCUGCUGUGUUUAGAUGGUUCCAGUAACAGGUUUGGACUAUAA
This is a messenger RNA of Leptinotarsa decemlineata (Colorado potato beetle), 912 nucleotides long. RefSeq lists its product as uncharacterized. Gene Ontology annotation, molecular function: translation activator activity. Gene Ontology annotation, cellular component: cytosol. The record is from RefSeq and is a predicted model, not a curated record. NCBI's taxonomy places the organism in Eukaryota, Metazoa, Arthropoda, Insecta, Coleoptera, Chrysomelidae. Gene Ontology annotation, biological process: regulation of translational initiation.